AUGUCAAGUAACCGAAGCGAUGGGGCGAUCUAUGAAGAAGGUGGCGCCCUUGGAAAACUCGGGGCUGCUCGCGAGGCCGCAUAUUUCCAACAGAAAGAUCGGGAGCAAAUUGAACAAAUGAGGCAGCAGAUCCAGCAAAAAGAGGCUGAACUCAGGCACCCAGAGAAACAAAAACCUGUUAGCUUUUUUCCUUCAAUUUCUGUGAACGAUCAAAUAUUAAAAAAACUCAAGAAAAUUUCAUAAGGAAUCCUGAAAAAAAUCAGCUUCUUAAUGAUCUAAAUUUUCUUUCAAACUGAGCCCCGAACAAAAGUAUGACUUUUCAGGAACACGUCGAGUUCGGGCAGGACCAGAGAAACGGAAGCGGAAAUCGCUAA
This is a messenger RNA of Caenorhabditis auriculariae, 374 nucleotides long. The record is from the annotation of a GenBank genome assembly. NCBI's taxonomy places the organism in Eukaryota, Metazoa, Nematoda, Chromadorea, Rhabditida, Rhabditidae.